Molecule: messenger RNA, 8353 nt
Organism: Condylostylus longicornis
Lineage: Eukaryota; Metazoa; Arthropoda; Insecta; Diptera; Dolichopodidae
Gene: BRWD3
Product: bromodomain and WD repeat-containing protein 3
Exons: 12
Coding region: 16-7251 (2411 amino acids)
Biological process (GO): cytoskeleton organization; regulation of transcription by RNA polymerase II; regulation of cell shape
Cellular component (GO): nucleus
Molecular function (GO): protein binding
Source: RefSeq, a predicted model, not a curated record
UGGUCGAACUUCAGUAUGUUGUUUCUCAAAACCAAAACAAAAAAAAAUAAAGAAAACAAAAAAUUAAAAAUACAAAAAUUUACUAUUACGUCAGCUGGAAGCAAAACGUUUUUGACAUUUUUGUCUGCUAUUUGUCGAGACGGGCUACAAAAGUUUGUUUUUGUUAUUAUUUGGGUCGUCGAUUUUUAUACUGGGAAUCUCCGUAAUUAUUUACUCCGUCAUAACACCACUUUUAUAUGGGGAAUCCUAUGCAAAGUAUUCCCUAAACGAACUGAUUGGUUGGGAGGAGAACAUUUUCAAACAUAUAAUGAAUUGGAAAGAAAAUAUCCUCAUAUUGGCGCCGAACAUUUAUUAGAAAUAUGCAGUCGGAUUGGACCAAUUUUGGACAAAGAAAUUCCACCAAGUGUUUCUGGAAUUGCUUCAUUGCUAGGAAGUGGCAGGCAAAAUUUGCUACGAACAAAAGAAAGUGUAUGUCGACCAAGAUCCCUGCUAGAUUAUUGUACAAGGAUUCAUGGGAUGCCAUUACCUGAUUCCGUCGUAUGCAAGCCAACACAUAAUUUAUUAAAAGUUUUGAUAGGCAGAGAAACUGGUGGAUGUAUCCGUCGAAAACAUAUUAUACCAACAAAUUUUUAUAGUAAAACAAAACUGUUACGCCGGACCUUAGGUCACCUCUCCGCUGUUUAUUGCGUUUUAUUUGAUAGAUCUGGUAGACAUAUAAUAACAGGCGCCGAUGAUUUGCUCGUUAAAUUAUGGAGUGCUGUUGACGGUCGUCUUUUGGCUACUUUUCGUGGAGCGUCUGCGGAAAUAACGGACAUAGCAAUAAACUUAGAUAACACAUUGUUAGCAGCAGGCUCAUUAGAUAGAAUUUUACGCGUUUGGGAUUUACAAACAACUGCACCAAUAGCAGUUUUAACUGGUCAUACUGGCAUGAUCACAUCAGUAAACUUUUGCCCAUCACCUCGGGGAGAUCUGAAAUAUUUAGUCACUACAAGUACAGACGGUUCAGUUGCGUUUUGGCAAUAUACAACACCUAGAGGAGCAAAAACAAUAUUUGCUCCAAAACCAAUUCAAUAUCAUGAGAAGCUAAGACCUGGACAAGCACAAAUGAUUUGUGCUUCGUUUUCUCCUGGGGGAAUAUUUUUAGCCGCCGGCUCCGCAGAUCAUCACGUUAGGGUAUAUAUUAUGCAAGAGGAGGGCCCUAAACGAAUUCUUGAAACGGAAGCGCAUACAGAUGCUGUUGAUUCAAUACAAUGGGCACACCAGGGUUUGAGAUUUGUUUCAGGUAGUAAAGAUGGAACAGCUCAUGUUUGGACAUUUGAAUCACAGCAGUGGAAAUCUCUCAAAUUAAAUAUGAAUGAACGAUUAAUGACUUGCCCUGAACUUGAGGAAGGUAAAAAAAUAAAAGUGACUAUGGUUUCGUGGGACUAUUCUGAUCAAUGGGUUAUUACUGCUGUUAAUGAUUUUUCGAUAAAAAUUUGGAACGCUAAAACCGGAAAACUACAUAAAGUUUUACGAGGGCAUAAAGAUGAACUUUACGUUUUAGAGUCGCAUCCAAUUGAUGAAAGCGUUCUUUUGUCAGCAGGUCACGAUGGGCAGCUUUUUAUUUGGGAUAUCGUAGCUGGCACUUCUAUUGCACAUUUUGUGAAUAAUAUUGAUGGACAAGGUCACGGGGGCGUAUUUGAUGCAAAGUGGUCACCUGAUGGUAGUAUGAUUGCAGCCACCGAUUCACACGGACAUAUUUUGAUGCUUGGUUUUGGAGAUGGGCAUGAAAGGUUUAAAUCUAUACCUAAAGAAUUAUUCUUUCAUACGGAUUAUCGCCCGUUAUUGCGUGAUAGCAAUCAUCAUGUUAUGGAUGAACAAACGCAACUUAUGCCUCAUUUGAUGCCACCUCCAUUUUUGGUGGAUAUAGACGGAAAUCCUUAUCCUCCAGCAUAUCAGAAACUUGUGCCUGGCAGGGAGAAUUGUACUUCAGAGCAGCUUGUUCCAAAUAUUUCAAUCGGGCCUGAAGGAGUUGAAGUUGUUGAUGGUUCAAGUUAUUCUCAUUUGGAUAUUCUUAUUGAAGCUUUAGCAAAUCGUCAUAGGCAAGAUGUGCCAGAUUCAAACAAUGACAGAAACAAUCAGAACCCAAUGAAUAACAUUAACAAUAUAUUAAAUCAAAAUAAUGGGCAGGGUCACAGAUUAAAUGGGUCCCCAAGAGCAUCCAGUUCUAAUGCUGGAAGUACUCAAAGAACAGGACCACGUCGAACUGGAGAUGUUGAAGGUGUGCGGCAAAGUAGUGGAAAUUGGCAAAGAGAAACUUUUAAGUACAUACGACGCAUUUAUGUAAGGCCUAUGAACUAUGCGAUUUUGCAAAAUAUCAAACAAACAGUUCAUGCUGCUGGUCAAGUUGAACUUGAGAUAUAUAGACGCGAAAUGAGAAAACGACCAAUUAUGAUUAAUACAGCAAGUUCUAGUACACCAUUACAAAUUCUAACAGGUCGCAUGGCAAGAAGAGGUCCUGGUCGAGGAAGAAAUUAUGAAAGACGAGCACCUGCUUCUUACAGAACAAGAGCUGUGAGGGAACAAGAGCAAAACGAGCCAAGUCCUGCUAGAAUCGAGGAUGACGAAGAAGACGAGAGUAGUUCUUCUUCGUCAGAUUGCAGCGAUAUUAAUGAGGAAAUUCUAAAUCAAUCUAGUAGUUCAGAAACAGAAAGCUCAGAUUAUUCAGACUGGGUGGCAGAUAAACCCGGACCAAAUUUAGAACCUCCAAAACGAGCCAAACGCAAAAGAAUGCAACGUAAUUCAGACAGCAGUAGCGAGGAUAAUUGUCAACAAGCAGGUCCAAGUACAUCAGCUGCUUCAAAAGGUGGUAGAAGUAACGAUUCUCCUAGACCGAGAAAAAAACAAAAAAUUCAAGUUCCGCCAAAUGGGGAAAUUCCAGAAGCUUAUAAGCCACCAGAGUGGCUAUCAGAGGUUGUGCCACGUAAAGCUCCAUAUUAUCCACAAAUGGGUGACGAAAUAGUUUACUUUAGGCAAGGUCAUGCGAAAUAUUUGGAUGCGGUUCGACAAAAGAAAGUUUAUAAUUUAACUCGGAGUUCAGAGCCUUGGAAUAAUAUAGAGUUGCGAGAUUAUGAACUAGUUCGUGUUAUUGGUAUAAAAUAUGAAAUUCGGCCUCCACGUUUAUGUUGCUUAAAGUUAGCAUUGAUAAACACUUCUGGCGAUAUGACUGGAAAAACUUUCACAAUUAAAUAUCAUGACAUGCCUGACGUUCUUGAUUUUUUGGUGCUAAGGCAGACGUACGAAACCGCAGUUCGUCGAGAUUGGAGUCCAGGUGAUCGUUUUAGGUGCAUGAUUGAAGAUUGUUGGUGGGUGGGUCAAAUCGAAUCGAGGCAUGCACUGUCACCCGAAUUUCCAGACUCAAGGUUUAUGUGCUACCGUGUGCGUUGGGAUAACGGUGAAUAUGAAUAUAUGAGUCCUUGGGAUAUGGAACCAAUAAAUGAAGAUCGUUUACCAGACGAAAUGGGCGGAGCAGUACAAGUUUUGCCAGAAGAAUUAAGAUCAACACUUUACCAACCAAAAGCAGAAGAAUGGCCUAGAGGAGAUCGGGAAGCUUCCUGUAGAAGAAUUAUAGCUGGCUUGGAACAAGUAAUGGGUUUAGCUAUAGCAGAUCCAUUUUUGGCUCCUGUUGAUUUGAGCAUAUAUCCUUCGUAUGCAUACGAUGUUGAAUAUCCAAUUGAUCUUACUACAAUUAAAGCUAGAUUUGAAAACCACUUUUAUAGACGGAUAACGUCAGCUCAGUUUGAUGUAAGAUAUUUAGCUACAAACGCUGAAAAAUUCAAUAAAUCUCAUAGUAAAAUCGUUAGAAAUGCAAGAAUAAUUACAGAUUUGUGUUUGAGAAUUAUAAGUGCAACUACGGAAGUUGAUGUAAACGCUGUCUACCAUCAGUUGGUUGACACAUAUAUCUCUUCAGAAUCUGAGGAUGAUAACGAAGCUGGACCAUCUACAAGCACAGCUAGACCAUCUAUAACACAAACUAAUGGUUCCAGAAGGUCCAAAAGGCUAAGAUCAAGCUCAGAUUGGAAAGUUCAAUGUCGCGAACUAUUAGACUUAUUAUGGCAGUGUGAUGAUUCCACGCCUUUUAGAGAGCCUGUGGAUACACUAGAUCAUCCAGAUUAUUUACAAAUAAUUGACACACCCAUGGAUUUAAGAACAAUUAAAGAAGAUUUGAUAGGAGAAAAUUAUUCAACUCCAAUGGAAUUCGUCAAAGAUGUUCGUUUAAUAUUUUCUAAUUCUCGAAAUUACAAUACCAACAAGAGGUCACGCAUUUAUUCAAUGACAUUAAGAUUAAGUUCUUUGUUUGAAACCCAUGUAAAGGAUAUUCUUUUAAAUUGGAAAGCAUCAUGUAGGCGAAAAGAGAAUAGUAAAAGUCCAAAGAAAAAACCAGAUAGAAAUAAACCUGGUCCCUCAACACGAAAAGUUACAUCUAACGGCAACUCACGUCGAAAGAAUAUAUCAGAAGAUGAUGACGAUAACGAUGAUGAAUAUGGGGGAAAUCGUGACGAUGAAGAUGAUGAUGAUGAUGAUGACGAUGAUGAUGAUGAUAGCGAUCAUAAUCGGCGUAAAUUACGUAGAAAUAAUAAAAAUGUUCGAAGUGGUGUUACGAGUGGUAGUAGUUCUCAUUCCAAUGGUGUUUCUUCAACAAUGCAAAAUGAACCUCAACCCGGACCUAGUAGUCGUAAUUUGCGACGUGUUAUUUCAAGACCAAAUAGUCAAGAAGAUGAUUCAAAUGGUACUGGAUCACAAGAUUCCAAUUCAACAGAUGAUACGUCUUAUUCUGAUGAUGAAACAGAUGAAAGUCGCGGAAUACCUGUUUCCGAAUUAGGAAUCAGCGCAAGAGCAAAACGAAUUGCUGCACAAAAGCGCGCGUUAGCUGGUGACGAUUCUGAAGAAAGUUAUAACCCAAGAUAUCAGUAUAAAAAGAAGAAAUCCUUAAAACGUAAACGCAAGUUAGAAAAGCCAGAUGAAUUACCUCGUAAAAAGGGCAAAAAGACGCGUAAAGCACCCAAAAAGAGCAGAAGAGUUAUGUCACAUACAAGCGAAGAGAAUGAAGAUGAAGAAGACGACGAUGAAGAUUUUGAAAUUGAAAAAAGAACUAAGUUAAAACGUAACAGCUAUGAAAAGAAAACUCGAGGAAGAAGAGGGCGCAAAAAAGUAAUGUCUUCAGAAAAUGAGGGAAGUUCUUCCAGAGGUUUACAAACGCAAACUACGAAUGAAAAUACAACGACUCCUAGAAAACGUGGUAGACCAAGUAAAAACUCACAAAUAGCAUUAUUGCGCAAUGCAAGUGAAGAUAAUAGUGAAAAUGAUCUGAACUUGUCGCCAUCGCCAGAUAUUCCAACAACGUCCAGAGGUACAAGAGGCGGGGCCCGUGCUUCUCGAGCUGAAUCUGAUCACAGUUAUCAUAUUGGGGCUAGAAAUAGCAGAAGAGUUAUUGUCGAAUCGGACACAGAGGAACAGACUUCGAGACCCACACGUUUAAGUGCUAAAAAGGCAUUAAUGGAAUGGGCUCGUGGUAGUAAUGAAGAUGACGAUGACGAAAAUGAUGGACAAGAUGAACCGGAAAUAUUAGAACUGCCUUCUUCUAGGAAUCAAAGGCAGAAAGGAAAUCAAAAUACUAAAAGUCGAGGUCGAAAAAAGACAAGUGAUUCAGAGCAAAGUUUGGAAGAUCCAUUAGCAACUACAGCAUUAGGUAGAAGAAAUAUGCUCCAAACCGUUGGUCAGAGGCAAAAUUUACCCAAUAUCGCUGCUCCGCUAAGAACUGUUAGGACAAAUAGGAACAGUCGGGUCAUGCCAGAUACAAGUGAAACAAAUUCUUCUUCCGAUAACGAACCAUUAGCAUCAAGUCAACAAGCCUUGCGUUCCCGAAACCUUCGUAAUAUUGGUAAUAUAACAAAUCAAAAUGGAGAUAUAAGAGUAAAUGCAAAUACAAAUCUUAGUCGUCAAAGUAAUCCAAGUAUAGCUAAUCGUCGAAGUGCAAAUGCAAUACCGAGUACUUCUACUUCUUUAUAUCAUCACGCCACCCGUUCAACUUCGAAUUUAGAUACAGUUUCUAGCUCAUCUAUAACAGCAGCGGCUGCGUCAUCCUCAACAACAACAACAACAAUAAGAAAUGCGCAUUCUCAUAUACACAACGAUCAUAAUUAUGGAGAACCAGGCUCCUCAAAUCUGCGGGCAAAUACACGUCGAAUGCUGUCCAGGCAUCAAAGAAAUGCGGAUGAAUUAGAUUCUUUAGCUGGUGACGAAGCUGAUCCUCUUGACAUGAAUAGUUUUGUAAGCGGUUCCUCGAAUACCAUCAAUUCGCGUCGUAGAAUAAGAAACGGUGGAGUUAAUAGCACAACACCAUUACUUAAUAGUGACACUGUUGCAGCAGUUCCUCAAUCCACAAGUAUAAAUCCUACAAUAACAUCACGUAAUUUACGACAAAAUAGAACACAUCCGCGAUAUAGAGAUGACAUUGAAGAGGAUGAAGUAAAUGAAAGAAGAUCGAAUAGAAAUAUUAACCAUAGUACAAGUAAUUUGACAAGUAGUACAAGAAGGCAUCACAAUCAAGAAGAACAGACUGAUUCAGAGGAUAAUCAACCUCUUACAUUUGUAGCUGCUAAUUCAACAACCCGUCGCGUAGGACUAAGGGGAACUAUUAAUAGUGUAGCAAACGGUGUUAGUAAUAUUAUAAAUAAUAAUAGCACUGCUUCAGCUAUAACAUCAUCUUCCAAUCACUUAGCAACGGGAUCUUCUACAGUAAUGAGUUCAACAGGAUUAAAAAGACGACUAAGACGUAAUAUUUCUGACGAAGACAGCGAUGAUGUAGAUCUUGGCAACAUAGAUGAUAAUGACCCAUUGGUAAACUUAAGGCGUAAUGCUCAAACUCAAUUAUUAGGUUUGAGGCAACGUAAUUCUGCGAAAAGGCCGCAUUAUAAUGAAAACUCCGAUGAUUCUAAUGAAAACAAUGCAAUUAAAAAACGGACGACAAUAGUAAAUAAUAACAUAACAGCAACGCCAUCUGCUAUAGUGUCACAACCUCCUCAGUCAAAUUCUGGUUACAAUAGCAGAGCACAACGUUUAGCUGCACCUAGUAGUAGUAGUAAUAGCAAUCAUGUUGAUCCAAAUAGCAUAGAUGAUGAUACUGAUAAUGAAGAACACACCGUUAGUAUAAGCAGUCGUGGUAGGGUUAGAAAAAUAACUGCCAAAGCAAGGGGCCUUUUCAAAGAUUGAUUCAGAAAUAUUUUUUAAAUAAUUAUUUUAAUUAAAAAAAAAAAUAUAAGACUUUAACUAUAAGAAUCUGUAAUAAUAAUUUAUAGGCUUAUGAUUUUAUUAUAAAAUUAAAAUAUACAUAUAAAUUCUUUUUCAUUUUUAUUCCACCGAAAUUAUUCAAUUAUAGUUAAUUUUUUGCUUCUUUAAUUUUUAUUUAGAAAAAUGAAUCUUUUUUCCCAUUUGUUCUUUAGGAAUUUUUUUUUUUUUCUAUAAGGUUAAUAUUUCAUUUAACAAAACAAAAAAUAACUUUUAUUUUUAACGUAUUAUAUCAUAUUUAUUUAAUAAACAUACAUUAAUUUUGAAAAAGAAAAUUUUUAGUUUAAAGAAAAAAAUUAAAGAUUGAAAAUUUUUGUUUUACAAAAUUUUAUUGUUUUUGGUUUAGAAAAGUGGAAUUAUUUUUGUUUUGGUAAAUUUAAACAAUUAGUCUCAUUCAAAAUGUAUGAAAUUAUAAUAAUAAUUAAAUAUUACUUUGAUUAAAAUACUUAAUUAUUGUUAAACAAUUUCUUAGUAAAUUUAUGGUUUUCUAUGUUUGUGUCUCGUAUUCUAUCAUAUUUUAUAGGGAAUUUUUGUACCAUUAAAAUAAAAAUAAGGAAAAUCAUUUUAAAAUUAAAAUAAGUAAACUAAUUUUCAAAUAAAAAUUUAAAAAUUUAAUGCAUUUGUAAAUUUUUUCAUGUCUAUUCACUUAAAAAAAAAAGUAUGAACCAUUAUAAAAAUUCAUAUAUUAUAUAUAUAUAUAAAAAAUCAUUCAAAUUCACUAAGUAAAUUAAUAUUAAAAUAAAAAUUUCAUAUGAAAUUAUAAUUUAGCAUUAGUUACAAAAUUUAAAGCAUAAUAAAAUUAAUACCUACAUUGAAAAAAAAAAUAAACAUAAAUCGUUAACUGAAUUCAAAAAAACCAUUCAUUUAUUUGUAAGUUGUAAAAAAAAAUUUUUUUUUGAGUAUAAAAAUUAAAACAAAUUUACUUGUUUUUUUUAUUUCAAUACUUUCAGACAUGAAGACACUACUGAAUGAAGGUGUCAACUACAAUUUUCGAACAAAUUAACUUUCUUUCAAAGCAAAAUAAUUA